AUGUUCGGUGAGUUGAAGCUGUCUAAUCGGGCUCAGCGGUGUUUUGGGAGUCUUAAUUAUUUUGUGCACGAUUUGGAAGCGGCAUCAGGCGCUUGUUUGUCGGGAAAGAGUUUGAUUACUUUUAUGUUUGAGGAUGCCGCGUUGGAUGGAAUUUUUUUACCGCCGUCGUCAUUAGUGUCGAGUGUGGUGAAGUGUGCUAAAUCGAACUUAUGCAACGGAUACAGCUAUUGCUUUGGGUUUGAUGAGACUCGCGAGGCCAUUGGAAAGUAUUGGAAGAUGAACUUUGCGCAUUCAAUCAAGGUGCAGAUCACUGGUGAUCAUGUUGUUGUUGCGUCGGGCUCCUCCGAUGCGUUAUCCAUGUGUUUCGGAUCCUUGUGCAGCUACGGUGAUAAUAUUUUGUUGCCGUUUCCUUCUUCUCAACAUUACACUACCAGUUGUUUUUACUACGGUAUUGAACCGCGUUUUUAUUGUUGCAAUCACGAGAAGGAUUGUGAGAUUGACUUUGAUCAUUUGCGAAGCCUUGUUGAUGGUAAGACGAAGGCGAUUUUGGUGAACAAUCCCUCUAACCCUUCUGGCAGUAACUUUUCGCGGCAACACAUUGCGGAGCUUAUCCGUGUGUGUGAGGAACUGCGUCUCCCGCUGAUUUCGGAUGAGGUCUACGCGGGACUGGUGUUUUCCGGUGAAGCGUUUACCUCCGUGGCGGCAUUUGACACACACGUGCCCCGAUUUGUUGUCAGUGGGCUCUCGAUGCGGUUCAAUGUUCCGGGUUAUCGUUUUGGGUGGGUGAUUGUAUUGGAUCGUGACGGUUAUGGUGCCAAACUACAGGCAGCGGUGCGCUGUCUGGCAACCCGUUCUUUGAUGCCUAACUCAGUUUUGCAACAUGCAGUCGUGAAGGCCCUUGAGGAAACGCCACAGAGUUACUUUGAUGACUGCGCGAGACGUCUAGAGGAGGGGGCCAUGGCGCUUUACAACGGUUUGUGCGGGCAUCCUGGUUUAAAGCCGGUACGGCCGCGUGGAUCGUUGUUUAUUUUUAUUGUUCUCGUCUUUGGGGAAUUGGACAGCAGUAUUCAGUCGGACGUUGAGUUUGCCAAGAAACUUGCGGAGGAGGAAAAUGUGCAUGUACUUCCAGGAGAGUAUUUUAAUAUGCCUGGGGCUCUGCGGAUUACAGUCUCGAGACCCUUGCCGAUAAUAAAGGAUGCUGUGGGCCGUAUUGGAUCGUUCUGUGAGAGACACCGACGAGGCUAA
This is a messenger RNA of Trypanosoma rangeli, 1245 nucleotides long. Its product is annotated as putative tyrosine aminotransferase. The record is from RefSeq and is a predicted model, not a curated record. NCBI's taxonomy places the organism in Eukaryota, Euglenozoa, Kinetoplastea, Trypanosomatida, Trypanosomatidae. Gene Ontology annotation, molecular function: pyridoxal phosphate binding; transaminase activity. Bases 1 to 1245 code for a protein of 414 amino acids. Gene Ontology annotation, biological process: biosynthetic process; amino acid metabolic process. The transcript has a single exon.